This is a messenger RNA of Vicia faba (fava bean), 672 nucleotides long. NCBI's taxonomy places the organism in Eukaryota, Viridiplantae, Streptophyta, Magnoliopsida, Fabales, Fabaceae. The record is from the annotation of a GenBank genome assembly.
AUGGUGUUUAUCCCUUUUCCCAUUUUGAGCCACCUAGUUUCCACCCUCGAGUUCGCAAAGCUUCUAAUCAACCGUGACAACCGUCUCCGAGUAACAGUGUUAGUUAUCGAAUUCCCAAACACAACAGAAACCGAUGUGUUCACUAAAUCCCUUCCCAUUACUGAUUCACUCCAAGUCAUCAACCUUCUAGAAUGUCCUCUUCCUUCAAACACCAAUCAAGGUUCCACCAUGAACGCUCUCCUCGAAGCUAACAAACCAAAUGUCAAACAAGACAUCUUUAACCUCACUGCUGGCCAAGAAAACGGAGUCCUCGCCGCCUUUGUAGUUGACAUGUUCUGCACCACCAUGAUUGAUGUUGCCAAAGAAUUUUCUGUCCCUGCGUUUGUCUUCUUUACUUCCGGCAUUGCUUCCCUUGGUUUGAUCCUUCAUCUUCACACUCUACAUGAACGAGACAAUAUUGAUUCAACUCAGCUGCGGCAGCAGAAUGAGUUAGCCAUCCCGAGUUUUGCCAACUUGGUUCCUAUAAUCUCGUUGCCAGGUUUUGUAAUAAAUAAGAAACAGGUUGUGGCUGGAAUUCGACACUCGAAAGCAUAUAUUUUGGUGUGCCUAUUGCUGCGUGGCCGCUCUAUGCUGAACAACCGAGUAAUGUUUUUCAAUUGGUGUGUGAGCUGA